AUGAGCCCACAAGGGCAGUUUUUUGCUCGCAAAACACGUCGCACCGCUAACGCGUGUAUUCCUUGCCGCCAAAGUAAAAUUAAGUGCUCUGGCGAGGAGCCGUGCGCAAACUGUGAACGCCGCUAUGUCAAAUGUCGGUUUGAGGACAGCGGUGGCAACAAGGUCACAGUUUCCCAGAGAUAUCUGCGAGACCUGCAAAGGCAGGCCAAUCAUGCACGGAGCCAAAGCUCAGCGCAGUGCCAACAAGGUCUGCCGGCAAAGGAAGCGCAGCUCCUCCCGCAAUGCACUUCCUCACCAUCCGGCUCAAUACAGUAUCCGACAUCAGACGAUACCACCUUGCAAAAUGAACCCACAGCAAGUUCCAGUCUACACAAACAGCCCGCUCUGGACCUUCUCGCGCCGAUCAAUGCAGAUGAAGCAUAUAGCAUUUGGACGAGCCCUUUCCAGUAUCCAACGACAACGCUAAGAUACAAGUACAAGAAUAAGCGCAACUGGAUCUGGCUAGCCCCCGCCUCGACGUGGUCCUUCACCACUCGCCUCACAAUCCUGCUGACUGACAAGCUGGACCUGGAGCCCCCCGGGACUCCCACCAAGCAUUUCGACGAAAUCUACCCACUGCAGUGGAACAGUCUUCCGCCCGAUAUUAUCCCUGACAUCACCGGCCUGCCCUCCCUGGAUCACGCACUAUAUCUGUUCAACACCGUGCGAUUUCAUUUCGGCCAAAACUAUCGUUUCUUCGACGAAAAAGCCUUUGUCGAAAACACGCGCGAGUUUUAUGCCAGCGGCGCUGCCAAAAUGGCGUCGGAGCAUCGCCUCUGGUUUGCUCAGUUUCUUCUCGUCAUGGCUUUCGGGAAAGCCUUCUUGUCUGGACCGCAGCUGUUGGAUGAACCGCCUGGUGCUCGCUAUUUCAUUCGCGCAAUGUCUGUCAUGCCCGAAAUAACAUGUGUCUGGAAAGAUAGCCUGUUGGCUAUAGAAGUUAUGGCUCUGAUUGGUCUCUAUCUUUACGCCAUUGAUCAAAGGGAGUCAGCCCACGUCUACGUUGCGCAAGCAGUCCGCAUUGCUCAAAUGGAAGGCUUACAUACACAGCUACCCGAGGAUGAGCUCGGUAUUGAGACCGUGUCUCGGUGUCGCAAUCUUUGGUGGAUGCUGUACAUUAUCGAUAGACACUUUUCGUCAUCCCUUGGUGUACCGAUGACAACACCAGACAGCGACAUUACCACCCAGUUUGAAGAGGCCGAAACAAAUGGGCUAGUGCAACAUGCGUCCACGCUCCGACUUCAAGUAAGCCUAUCGCAACUGCUAUCCCACAUUAUAACAACUAUAUAUCGGAGUGAGAAGACGCAGCUCGGCGUCUUCCUUGAUGCGACCAGGUCAAUUCUAGCUUCUAUGGUAGCGCACGCCCAAGAGAUUGAACAGAUUGUCCAAUUGGAAGUUUCUAGCUCUGUAGAGGCAAUGUCUCGAGAGACACGUCAUAUUACACUAUUAUAUCACCAGUGCGUGAUUAUCGCCACACGGCCUGUUCUACUUUCUGUCUUGAAAGAACGCCUGGAGAAGUUGAACGACGGCAAAGAAGAUUGGCGAAGCUUUCUAAAUCUCACGAAACCCCUCAUCUCGACAGGCAUCAAGUCUGCCGUCAAAACUGCACAAAUCUUAUCGGCGGAAGACGGUCUGCUCGAACAUUUUCUUCCAUUCGACCUCGAGUUCACAUACGGCGCAGCAAUCUAUCUCGCCAUGGCCAACGCGCUUUUUCCUGCGACAGAGGACAGCACCCUGUACAGCCGUACUGCCCAAGAUAUCCUCAAUGAAAUGACGGAAAAAGGAAACAAAAUCGCCGCCAUCCGCAAAAGGGAGUUUUACAUCCUGCAGGCACUUCUCGCCGAGCUGUCUACACGGGCGGAAAAUAGCGGCUUGCAGACUCUCACCCUUGCCACUCCGGAGCUAGCAGAGUUUGGACCGAGACAGCAACCACAUGCGCCACGAUCCGUGCAGUCAACUCAUGCCUCACAGCAAGAUAGGGUUCUCGCAGCCUCUACGGCUUUACAGGGAGCCAAUACUCUGCUGCCCGUCUUUAGCGACAUGCGCUCCCCUAUGUCUCUUCAAAUGGAACCUCUCAAUAACGAGUUUCUUGAUAACAUAGGCAUUUCGUCGUAUGAGUUUUUCAAUUUGGUAGAACAGAUGGGCAGCCAGGACGCUCUCUUUCCCACACCUUUUUAA
This is a messenger RNA of Akanthomyces muscarius, 2214 nucleotides long. RefSeq lists its product as uncharacterized. The transcript has 8 exons. Gene Ontology annotation, biological process: DNA-templated transcription; positive regulation of transcription by RNA polymerase II. The record is from RefSeq and is a predicted model, not a curated record. Lineage: Eukaryota; Fungi; Ascomycota; Sordariomycetes; Hypocreales; Cordycipitaceae. Gene Ontology annotation, molecular function: zinc ion binding; sequence-specific DNA binding; DNA-binding transcription factor activity, RNA polymerase II-specific. Gene Ontology annotation, cellular component: nucleus. The coding region runs from base 1 to 2214 and encodes 737 amino acids.